This is a messenger RNA of Schistosoma curassoni, 4736 nucleotides long. Lineage: Eukaryota; Metazoa; Platyhelminthes; Trematoda; Strigeidida; Schistosomatidae. The record is from the annotation of a GenBank genome assembly.
AUAAUCACCCAAUAGUUUAGCAAAACGUGAAAACCAUACAUUUAAUACAUCAUUUGCAUAUCUUUGAAUUGUCUCUUACAAGCUUCAGUAUUCCUUCAUUUCUGUUGUUAUCUUGAUUGUUUUCAAUUUUCUUCCCUCUUCUUUUUAUUCCAAUUUUCUCAACCUUAUACUUGUAAAUAUUCUACUUCUGACUGGUGUUACAUACUACUUAUAUCUGCGGACAUAAGUAGUACACACCACAAGAGUAGUAAUGAACAUCAGUUAUUCAGUGAAAUGAACGAAUUUUUAAGUACAUAAUAUUUUAAUGUAACAAAUUGUAAAGGAUAAGAUUACUCGUAAUUUCAAUUUGGAAAAUAGAAUAAAAAAUCAAAGCGUAGAAAAUAGUGGCGAGACUCUAAUUUAUGGACGGGCCAAUCACAAGCGUUUUAGAGAUUUCAAGGUUACGGCGCCAACUUCAGUGCUUAAUGCUAACGUACGAUCGGUUCACAGGGAAUUAGUAUAAAAAAUAACACUAAGAUCAUUUACAAUAAAAUUGGUGAUAUAAACCGGGUUUUCUUUGGAACACAUAAAACAAUCACUUUAGCUCGAUUCACACAUAACAUAUAUAUGUUAGGUUAGUUUGUUCGAUUCUACAAGAUUCUACAAUCAAUCGUUUGUUUUAAAACUGGAUUUCUUUGUAGUGAGGUUCUUUUUUACAAGGUUAGACUAGUAGACGUACGUCCAAUUCUCCUUCUUUGCUAAAAGUAUCUCUAUAGAGGUUGUAGGCCUCAACUUACACUAAUGAAAAAGCAAGAUCCUCAAAUACAACACGGAAAACACCGACCUAAUCAAAUUUGAUAGUGAGACCGUGGAAUAUUUAGAAUUCUUCACAUACUUGGGAAGCAUCAUCGAUGCACAAGAAGGAUCAGAUGCAAACGUAAAGGCGAGGAUUAACAAAGCAAGGGCUGCAUUCCUUCAAUUGAAGAACAUAUGGAAUUCAAAACAACGGUCAACCAAUAUCAAAGUCAGAAUCUUCAAUACUAACGUCAAGACAGUCCUACUGUACGGAGAUGAAACUUGGAGAACUACCACGACCAUCAUCAAGAAGGUGAAAGUAAUUAUAAAUAGUUAUCUACGCAAGAUACUCAAUAUCCGUUGGUCGGAUACCAUCAGCGACAGCCUUCUGUUCGAGAGAACAAACCAGCUUCCAGUUGACGAGGAAAUUAGGAAAAGACGUUGGAAGUGGAUAGGACAUACAUAACGCAAAUCAUCAAACUGCAUCACGAGGCAAGUGCUAACUUUGAAUCCUGAAAGGGCCACGGAAAGGAGGAAGGCCGAAGGACACACUACAUCGGGAAUUGGAAGCAGACAUGAAAAGGAUGAAUAACAACUGGAAAGAGCUGGAAACGAUUGCCCAGGUCAGGGUUGGAUGAAGAGUGCUGGUGGGCGGCCUAUGAUCCUCCACGAGGAGUAACAAGCGUAAGUAAGUAAUAUUAGGUUGUAGAUAAAGUUUUGUGACAAUGUAGAUUUCAUUCUUUUACACGGAACCAUGUAGGAUAAAUAUCUUUUUUUCUAACACUGAGAAACGAUCCUAAUUGAAAGACCUUUGUAAUCAGCUUCAAAAAGACACCCUCUUAAUUUAAAAUAUUUCAACAGGAUUAGUUUACAUUAAUCAUUAGGUUAAUUAUAGAAAGUGAAUUAGAUGAUUACAAGUUUCAUCAGCUCUAUUAAAUUAGUAUCUAACAAAAUCUUGUUAUGCAUUCAUUAGCCUUGUUUAUUUAAAUAUUUUAUGCACGUAGAGAUAGAGACAGAGUUUACACUCGCAUACUUUUCUAUUGUUUAUUUCAACCGAUGAUUUUUUCUGUUUUGUCUUAAUUCACUUAUUAUCUAGUAUGUUUUUUUAAAUCCAAAUGAAGAUCAAUUCUUAUGUAUAAAAAAUUAUUUGGAUAUAGAAUUAGAUAAUGGACAAGGUGAAUGCUUUUUAGAAUUAGGUAUUGGAGAUGGACAAUGCCCUGGACUUGCUCCACAAGAAAUGAAUCAGUCUGUAUGCACAGCUGAACGUCUUGCCGAUUCUUUAUCAUCACAUUUAAUUCAUUUGAGAGAUCGUUGGAUAACAGCUGGAUCACAAUCUUCAGCAACGACGACAACACAAUCAGGGUCAGGUGUGGACACAACAACAAGACCAUCCAGUGCUGAAAAUAGUCACAGCAGUCCACAUCGGCAUACUUUAAGUAGUUCGUCUGGAGAAGGCAAAACAAAAGGAAAUUCAAUGAACAUAGAUGAUGGGAGUCAAUCAAAACAAAGCAGUAAUUCGACUGAUGAUAAUAAGGAACUGUCUAGUCAAAAUAUAUCAGAAACAAAUGCAACUGAUACUACUAGUACUAUUAGUAGUAGUAGUAGCAAUAGUAGUUCAGCGACAACGGGUUGUUUAGUUAAAGAAUAUCUUCUUCGACGGAAAACUGCUUCAGAUGAUUUUGUAGAUGUUCGGGUGGCAGUUGUAGGAAAUGUGGAUGCAGGCAAAUCUACUUUACUUGGUGUACUGACUCAUGGUGAAUUGGACAAUGGUCGUGGUUUAGCUCGUUUACGUUUAUUACGUCAUAAACAUGAAGCGGAAUCUGGACGUACUAGUUCAGUGGCACAUGAUAUAUUGGGUUUUAGUUCACUUGGUCAAGUAGUCAAUAAACCUGUACAUGGUCAUUUGAAUUGGUCUGAAAUUUGUGAAGCUUCAGCCAAAGUAAUCACAUUCAUUGAUUUAGCUGGUCAUGAACGUUAUUUAAAAACAACCAUAUUUGGUAUGACUGGUCAUGCACCAGAUUAUGUUAUGUUUAUGGUUGGUGCUAAUGCUGGUGUUAUUGGUAUGGCUAAAGAACAUUUAGGCCUGGCAUUAGCUUUAUGUGUGCCAGUAUUUGUUGUAGUUACAAAAAUUGAUAUGUGCCCACCAAAUGUACUACAUGAAACAAUGAAUUUGUUAUUUCGUAUAUUAAAAUCACCUGGUUGUCGAAAAAUUCCAGCAUUGAUAUCAUCAACGGAUGAUGUUAUUUGUUGUGCAACAAAUUUCACUUCAGAACGUAUGUGUCCAAUAUUUCCAGUUUCAAAUGUAAAUGGUACAAAUUUAGAUUUAUUAAAAUUAUUUCUUAAUUUAUUACCAUCAAGAUCUGAGCCACGAUUAAAUGAAUUAGCACAUUUUCAAAUUGAUGAAAUAUUCUCUGUACAAGGUGUUGGUACAGUUAUCUCUGGUACAUGUUUAUCUGGUAUUAUUAAAUUAAAUGAUAUUUUAUUACUUGGUCCUGAUUUAUCUGGACAAUUUAAUCCAAUUUCAAUUAAAAGUAUACAACGUAAACGUUUAUCAGUGAAUUAUGUACGUGGUGGACAAACUGCAUCAUUUGCAUUGAAAAAAUUACGACGUAAUCAAGUUCGUAAAGGUAUGGUAUUGUUAGCGCCAGAAUUGAAACCGAAAGCAUGUAUUGAAUUUAUUGCUGAAGUAUUAAUUUUACAUCAUCCUACAACUAUAUCAGUUGGUUAUCAAGCUAUGGUUCAUGCAGGUCCUGUACGUCAAACUGCAACAAUAUUAAAAUUAAAUUCACAUGAACGUUUAAGAACCGGUGAUAAAGAUAUGGUUGUAUUUCGUUUUAUUAAAUCUCCUGAAUAUUUAUACACUGGUCUACGUUUAAUAUUUCGUGAAGGUAAAACAAAAGCUGUUGGUACUGUUAAGGAACUAGUUCCAUAUUCUGCUUCAAUUCAACAAAAUCCACGUGCUAAACUACUUAAAAGAUAUGUUAUUAGUAGGACAAACCAACCGAUGAAUAAUACUGGAACGGAUGAGAUAAAGGCGUCAAGUAAUACAUCAUCACUCCCUAAAUCAGCCGAGUAUACCAGUACUACUACUAAUACUAUUAGUCAACCAGAUACUACUGGAUUGCCUAAUAUUCCUGUUUCUGAUUUAUUAACUAGUGAUAAUCUUAAUGCAUCGGCUAAUUCAAGACAACGUAAAUAUCAUCAUCGUACACGUAAAGAUAUUACUGAAUAAAUGAGACAAAAACUUAACUCUAAGCGCUGCCACUGUGUCCAAAUUGAAACGAUAUUAUCAUCGACAAGUUUAAUAUUCAUCUUUCAAAUCAAAAUACAUUUCGUUUGCUUCUGUGUGUUUUAAAACAAUCAUUUUUCACUUUUCCUAACGUUUUCAUCGUUAAUUAAUCCAUACAUAGAAAGUAUCUUAUUCUUAUUCCGUAACAAUUAUUACCACUACCAUAUCCCACUCUUCUUUUUUUCUUUUUCUAAAUUAACUACUUAUAUAUGAAAAGAGUAGUUAGUUUAUCCAUGCUAAUCUUUUGAAAUACAUUACAUUAUCAUGUCGAAUCUUUGUUGCAUUGACCAAAUAUUCGUUUAGGUUGGUUACUAUUCACUACCUACUUUUCUUACUCAAUACUUUGUAGGUUUACAGUUUUCCCUAUCGUUUUUUUUCUUCCCCCUAGUUCCCAUUGCGAACACACAUGUUUUGUCACGUGAUAAGUACUAUUUUUUAUACCGCACUGUCUUUGCAGAGAAAAUAACUAUUCGUUAUUCCUAUUGAUCCAAUGUGAUCACCAAUCACUGUGUGUUUAUUUUCAUGACUUUUCACCCCCAUGUCACUUUUAAACCUUGUUUUUUUUCUUCAAAAGAAAUAAGGGAUUAUCUUGUUGUAUUUCCACCUUUUAUUGUUUCUGUGUACAUAUGUAAAGAAUUGAAAAGUUCUUGCAUAAAUAUAUUUAAUGCAAUUC